AUGUCAUUGAAAAAAGGGAAAUUUUAGCACAAUUAAUCCAAAUCUUUAUGGAAUUACACUCUUUCUCCUGGAUGGAGAGAAGAAGAAGUCAAAAUUCUUAAAAGCGCAUUAUAAUUAUUCGGUAUUGGAAAAUGGAAAAAAAUCAUGGAAAGUGGUUGUUUGCCUGGUAAGAGUAUUGGUCAAAUUUACAUGCAAACUCAACGUCUUUUAGGGUAGCAAUCUUUGGGUGAUUUUAUGGGAUUGCAGAUAGAUUUAGAGGCUGUUUUUAACCAAAAUAUGAAGAAAUAAGAUGUUCUAAGAAAGAAUAAUUGUAUCAUUAAUACAGGAGACAACCCAACAAAAGAAGAAAGAAAAAGAAGAAUAGAAUAAAAUAGAAAAAUAUAUGGACUUUCUGCAAAAUAAAUUGCUGAAAUUAAAUUACCAAAGGUGAAGAAACAUGCACCUUAAUAUAUGACUUUAGAAGAUAUUGAAAAUGAAAAGUUUACUAAUUUAGAAAUUUUAACUCAUUUGUACAACUUGAAGGCUGAAAUAGUGAGACGUUUAGCUGAAUAAGGUGAAACAAUAGCUUAGCCUAGUAUUAUCAAAAGCUUAAAUAAUUUAAAUCAUAAUCUUGAAUAAAAUUAAAAUUCUAAUUCUUCAACUGAAACAAAAGUAACUUUAGAGUAAUCAGGCAAAAAGAAAUAUAAGGUGUUAGCCAUCGAGGAAACUGAAUUAUAAAAUGGCCCAAUAGCCACUAACUCCUAAAAGAAAUCAAUUAAUGGUAAAAGAAAAAAUAACAGGAAAAUAAAUUCUGAUUCCGAAGGCAAUGAAGAAGAUAUUUCAUUGGAAGACAUCGACAGUUAGGAAUCUGAAAUAAAUAGUGAAGAAAUUGUAGAAGAUGAUGAAGAAGAUGAACAAAUAGAAGAGCCUUCUAAAAUUAAAAAGAGAAAGAAAAAUCCUGAACAAGAAAGUGAAGAAGAUGAUAUAGAAGAAGAUCAAGAAGAAGAUGAAUUAGUUGUAAAUGAAGAGGAAAUAUUUGAAGAUGAUGACGAUGAUGAAGAUAAUUAAGACAGUUCUGAGGAUGAUGACGACGAUGAAGACUGA
Molecule: messenger RNA, 1083 nt
Organism: Tetrahymena thermophila SB210
Lineage: Eukaryota; Ciliophora; Oligohymenophorea; Hymenostomatida; Tetrahymenidae
Exons: 2
Source: RefSeq, a predicted model, not a curated record